CAAACUGCAAACUCCAAACGUGGUGACUUUUGUAAACCUUUUACAGGAUAAUAGAAGAGAAGUUGCAGAUUGGAAGCUCAGCCCAGGCACACUACGCCGAGAUCUGACGGUGUCACUCCUUUGCUUCCUCAUUCAGCACUGGAGAAAGGGUGUUAGAAAGGGAGGAUUUACAGAGCAAACACCAUACCAUGAUCUGAUGGAGGCGUCCAGUUUGUCACAAAUGGAAUGUCAUCAGAUUUUGAACAUGGAAGGGAAAAGUACCACUCACAGCGGAGAGAAACCGUGCACGUGUACCGCGUGUGGUCAGGGCUUCAGCCAAUCUUCAGACCUCACAAAGCACAAGUGCAGUCACUCCGGGGAGAAACUGGGGAAAUGUGGGGAUUGUGGGGAGGAGUUCAGUUCCCCGGCUGAGCUGGAAGCUCAUCAGCACAGUCACACCGGCAACAGGCCGUUCACCUGCUCGGUGUGCGGGAAGGGCUUCACCCAGUCGUCUAACCUGCUGCAACACCAAGUUGUUCACACCGCGGACAGGCCCUUCAAAUGCCCAGACUGCGGAAAAUGCUACAAAACCUCCGGGGACCUGAUGUCCCAUCAACUAGCUCACACGAACGAGAGACCUUUCAAGUGCCCAGACUGUGGCAAGUGCUACAAAACCUCCCGGGACCUGGUGUCCCAUCAGAACGCCCACACGAACAUGAGGCCUUUCAAAUGCCCCGACUGCGGAAAAUGCUACAAAACCUCCGGGGAUCUCAUGUCCCAUCAGCGUUCUCACUCCGAGGAGAGACCCUUCAAGUGCACGUGCUGUGGCAAGUGCUACAAGACGGCCAGGGACCUGAUGGCCCACCAGCGUGUUCACUCCGAGGAGAAGCCCUUCAGUUGCUCCCACUGCGGGAUCGGCUUCCGGCGGUCAUCUGACCUCAUGGAGCACCAGCAGGUUCAUACGGGGGAGAGACCGUUCUCCUGCUCCGAGUGCGGGAGGGGCUUCACUCGCUCGUCCAACCUGCUGAGACACCAGCAGGUUCACACCGCGGAGAGAUCCUUCAAAUGCCAAGACUGUGGCAAGUGCUACACCAGCUCCUGGGGCCUGACCUGUCAUCAGCGCGUCCACACCGGAGAGAGAUCUUUCAAGUGCCCGGACUGCGGGAAAUGCUUCAGGAAUCCUGUGGAGCUGAAGUCCCACCAGCAUGUUCACUCUGAGGAGAGGCCUUUCAAAUGCUCAGACUGCGGGAAUCACUACACAAGUUGCUGGGGGCUGUUCUACCACCAACGCGUUCACAUUGAGGAGAGACCUUUCAAGUGCCCAGACUGUGGGAAGAGCUACCGCAAUUCCGUGGAGCUUAUGUCCCAUCAGCACGUUCACAUGAUGAGAGACCUUUCGGGAGCUCUCAUCGUGGGGCUGGGUGCGGGCGAUCAUCUCAACUCUCAGUACCCCAGCGGCUUCACGCUGGGGAGAGACCAUACGCCCGCUCCGUGUGAGAAAAAGACUUAGCCCAUUCGUCCAGACAGUGGAGAGCUCGCACUGGCGGAAGGGAUUCACUCGAGACAUCCCGUCUACCAACACCAGUGAGUUUGUAUGUAAUUACAGCGAUCGGGUUUUGCUAUUAAUCAAAUUGAGGAGGUUAAAAAAGAAAGGAAGUUUUAAACUUCUGGAUUAAAGUCAAAUAA
Messenger RNA from Stegostoma tigrinum, 1665 nucleotides. RefSeq names its product zinc finger protein 501-like. The record is from RefSeq and is a predicted model, not a curated record. Bases 197 to 1489 code for a protein of 430 amino acids. Gene Ontology annotation, biological process: central nervous system development; regulation of transcription by RNA polymerase II. The transcript is spliced from 2 exons. Lineage: Eukaryota; Metazoa; Chordata; Chondrichthyes; Orectolobiformes; Stegostomatidae. Gene Ontology annotation, cellular component: nucleus. Gene Ontology annotation, molecular function: RNA polymerase II cis-regulatory region sequence-specific DNA binding; DNA-binding transcription factor activity, RNA polymerase II-specific.